Mus pahari (shrew mouse) is the source of this 594-nucleotide messenger RNA. RefSeq names its product peptidyl-prolyl cis-trans isomerase A-like. Gene Ontology annotation, molecular function: peptidyl-prolyl cis-trans isomerase activity. The record is from RefSeq and is a predicted model, not a curated record. Bases 22 to 345 code for a protein of 107 amino acids. The transcript is spliced from 2 exons. Lineage: Eukaryota; Metazoa; Chordata; Mammalia; Rodentia; Muridae. Gene Ontology annotation, biological process: protein peptidyl-prolyl isomerization.
CAAACCCCGGCAGAUCAAACAAUGAUUCCAGGAUUCAUGUGCCAGGGUGGUGACUUCACACGCCAUCAUGGCACUGCCGGCAGGUCCAUCUACGGAGAGAAAUCUGAGAACUUCAUCCUGAAGCAUUCAGGUCCUGGCAUCUUGUCCAUGGCAAAUACUGGACCAAAUGCAAAUGGUUCCCAGUUUUUUAUCUGCACUGUCAAGUCUGAAUGGCUGGAUGGCAAGCAUGUGGCCUCUGGGAAGGAGAAAGAAGGCAGGAACACUGUGGAAGCCAUGGAGUGCUCUAGGUCCAGGAAUGACAAGACCAGCAAGAAGAUCACCAUUUCCAACUGUGGACAACUCUAAUCUCUUUUGGCUUGCAGGUGUUUUACCCAUCAAACCAUUCCUUCUGUAGCUCAGGAGAGCUCCCCUACCCCAUCUGCUCUAUGAUUAUGAAUAAAAACUAAAGAAGAAAAAAAAAAUGACGGAAAACACUGUAAGCUGCAAAAUUUCCUCAGAAAUCCUGAUCCAUACAACCCUUCCAAUUCCAAGAUGAAGAAUGUGAUCUUAUGAGUCACUCAGAGGCUGGAGAGCAAUGUUGAGGACUGAUGGACU